AUGGCGUCUCUUGGCUCAGGCGAUACCCUAGUGGAUCACGUGGAGCUGGCCACCCCGCAAGCCCGCUGGGCCCGCUGCAUCGAGCUUGCGAGUCUUGGCGACAGCAAAACAAGCCUCCGCCCAGCUCGACUCCAGUCGCCAACGCCUGCUCCCUUGCUCGUUGGACAAGCCCGUUGGCGCAGCACUUGGCUCGCCAGAAACGGGGAGAGCCCAGCCUUUUAAGCUUUUCUCCCAAGACCUGACCGGCCCGCUGUUAUCGACCG
Molecule: messenger RNA, 263 nt
Organism: Gaeumannomyces tritici R3-111a-1
Lineage: Eukaryota; Fungi; Ascomycota; Sordariomycetes; Magnaporthales; Magnaporthaceae
Exons: 2
Coding region: 1-222 (73 amino acids)
Source: RefSeq, a predicted model, not a curated record